Mycena indigotica is the source of this 1734-nucleotide messenger RNA. RefSeq lists its product as uncharacterized. The record is from RefSeq and is a predicted model, not a curated record. The coding region runs from base 1 to 1734 and encodes 577 amino acids. The transcript has 3 exons. Lineage: Eukaryota; Fungi; Basidiomycota; Agaricomycetes; Agaricales; Mycenaceae.
AUGCUGACGCAAUUAUAUGGUGUUGUUGAGCAAACUGAACAUUCAAAGUUGUUCGCUCAUGUCAAGCACAAUCAACACCUUUGCUUGUCUUUCGACUUCACGUCUCUCGACGAGACUGAUUCGCUCGCCAUAUCAUCAUCAAUCUCCUCCAUAGUGGACAUAUCCUUGCAACUAUUUGUGCGGAAUUACUCUGCCCAACUCAACAUUGCCAAAGGCCACCAAUUAUCCGAUGAUACUGGCGAAAUGUUUCAGGAAGUACUCGUGCACCCGCGUCCACAGUUCUGGUUUACCGUUGCUCGUGAUUGUCGACACUUCGAUGCACCGUUCUUUAAACCUCCCCCGCCCAAACGAAGAGUCAUAAAUGAAUUCGGGAAUCUUGCAUUCAAUGGCUUCGAGUUCAGGAAUGUUGUGCCGCCCUCCAGUCACGAAGUUUCUCAGGCUAUGGACAUCCAUCUUUGGGAACCCUUGAUCGCCAACCGUAGGACAAUUCAGAAGCUCGUCCUCUCUGGAUGCACUCUCGUUCAACACUCGUUAAUUCACCGACUGGGCCUCACCAUUCCUCCACAACUGGUAUCAGCUUGUGGGUUCACAAUAGGAGAAGCUCAGAUGUUUGCGGAAUCUCUCCUCGAAGAUUUGGACCAGGGGGACAUUGACGAUAUGCAAGCGUCAUGUGGUAGGUACUCGUUUUCGGAUGCACCCUCAGAGCCGCUCUUGCAUCCUCAAAAGGUCAUUUCAUGGGUUCAGCGAUUUUCCCGCCCUGAUAAUGAGGACGCUUCCCAAGACAUGUGUUUCAAACUGCUGUCCAGCAUUCUCAGGAUGUUGCCAUCCGAGUCGGAUGAUUUUGAAGGACUUUCUCUCGUUGACGUUAUGUCGUUGGUGGCCGCCGGCCACGUUGUGCCGCCACCACAAACUGCGUAUUUUGUCGGUGACGAUACAACUCGUCCGACUUGGCAAGCCUUCAUUGGAGCGGGUGCGUUGGAAAGAGACUCCCAGCACCCACAGACGCUGCGGUUGUCGAACUGCCCCGGUGUCAUCCCAGUGCUUCACUCCUACCUCGAUGAUGCAGUGACGGAGCGAUACGACCCGACCCGAAGACUCUUCUUUUAUUGGGAAGAUUUAUGCUCUCACAAACCGAAUAUGCUGCUCAGGUUGUUGGAGCGAAUGAUGCGCGACCUUGGCAAACGUUGUUUGUUACAGAACAGCGAGCUCAAUCUUCACGGGGUCUUUGAGCUUCUAUGGCGAAAUGCAGUAGAUUUGCAAUCUGAAGAAGACCGACCGGAGAAGCCCUUCGUCUAUCAUCCUUACACGGCCACGCCAACGAUCAUCGAGAUUCCAGCGUUUGGAGGUCAAGAAACGGUCUCGGUCGAGCUCGUCACGCUGACUUUGGCUGGACUCUGGCGUGGUGCCAACCCCAAGAACGAUCACCAAGAGCCCACGCGCGAUGAACUGCAAAAGCUGUUUGACAUCGUUCAAGACGAAGACGAAACCACUUUGUUAGCUCGACAGUACACAGUCUGGUCUUCGACUCUCAAUGCUGUGGAAACAAAUUUUGUCGAGAGUUUCAUGCGGAAAGAGCCUAGCCACGUACAACUUGUUGCCGUCGGUGGCUCGCAUGUGCUCUACCGAGGUCCAAGGGAGCAACACGAGGCGAACGACGCUUGCGUUAAUUGUGGUCAUUGCGAGGAGAAGCCGUUAGAUCUACCUGAUGAGGUUAUGUUUGGCAAGUGGGAGUAG